AUGCGUUGGUUCUUCGCAUUUCUGAUCGCGGUCUUCUGCCUAUCAUCGCGCGGGAUCGACGCGAGUUCGUCUAUCCCGCCCGUGCCGAUAAUUGACUCGGUCUCCCCAAAUAGGGGAGGUCUAGCCGGCGGCACGCUCAUCACAAUCCGUGGCAAGAAUCUCCAGCCGCAGAUGGCGAAUUCUGACGAUUCAGUUGACGACAACCCGUUGGUCAACAAAGUAUUGGUCCUUCUUGGUGGUUCUAUCCUCGGACGGGGCAUUGUCUGUGAUGUGGUUCACUAUCUCUCAUCGAGCACCAAGAUAGUGUGUGAGACCCGGGCAGUGGUUUCCAACCUCGACGGGAGUCCAUUCGCAAAACCCCCCAACACUUGCCAAUAUCGGUCAGAUCGAGUGCAGGUCUUCGUAAGCGGUCAGGGCGGGUUCAUCCGCGACGAUUGGAACAAAGGCUUCUGCAACAGGAACACGAGGUAUUGGUCGAAGCUUGGUCAAAACGACAAAGUUUCGUGUCGUUUCAAACAGACUUUUCAGACAUCGACCCUCAUUCAUGAGGUGUUCCCGCGACAAGUUGGCCCAGGGGAUGAAGUUACGAUUACAGGCGAGCAGCAUUCGAUGUGGUAUUUAAGCUCAGGAUUUUCUCACGCCGUGCAUGCAUUCCAACUUUCAGGUCGCCUAUGCUUUCAUGACGUGUACGCGUUCGAAGAGCAUGGCAUAACUGAUAAGACAGAGCAACUUGAUAUCAUGGCUAACGCGGACGACGAGUUGCGCAACCCUGGUUUGCGUUGGAUCGAUGAGGUCUCUUUUGGCGAGUACGUGUGCAACCCUCGGGAUGCAAAAGGAGACUUUUAUGCCGUGCACUUUCCAGAUAGUGGCAACGUCAAUUGGCAUUGGAGCAACGGUGAUAGCAAUGGAUGCCGCUAUGGCUCGUUCAAAUGCCGGCUUCCGGACGACAUCCCAAAGGGCUACUACAACGUCAGCAUAUCCAACGGCAGGGCGCAAAUGGACACAGUAUAUCCAAUGGGCGGUAGCUCCAAUGGGGCAGGGUAUAUAGGUAAUCCAAACAAUAAUGGCAGGGGACACUCGAUGAUCGCCAAGGAUGGAGACAGCGGUGGUUUCGCUUUCUCCGCGAUGAACGGGAGCUACAGCCUCGCGGUCGUGCCUGUCGUUCACGGAGUCAGCGUGACUGGCGACCGAACUUUGACCGUCAGCGGGGAGUUUCUCUCAGGCGAUAUGUACCUCUCGAUCGGUGACACAGGAUAUGGCGCCCAACCAGUCAAAGCGACGUGCUCCGUUAACACGAACCAAACCGUCCUCGAUUGCGAGCUGGCAUCAUCGGAAAACAGAUCACUGGGUCAGAUUGCUAAUGUAAGCAUUGACAAUGGGUUUCUCUCCGCUCGCAGUGGCAUUAUUCGAGAGCGCUGGGCUUUUGAGACCGCAUCAGAUAACUGGUACACAUAUCCAUGGCAAGAUAACUGGGACUUUCGUCAUGACGCGAAGGCGGUUAUCGCCUCGUUCCGUGCAGCCGCGAAACAAGCCACAGAUGUCGACAUCAUCGCGGAAACGUGGCGUACCGGACCACUCUUCAAGGGAAUUCCCGAUGAUUUCGCGAGGAGAAACGGUGUGUGGUACCAAUCGACGUUUUUCGCUCCGCCAAAGACUGCGAUGUAUCGGUUCCCGAUCAAGUACCAGGCUCAUACAAAUGCCGAAAAACCGAAAACUUAUGUCGACGGCGAGUUCUAUUCUGGCGUUAAUGUAUACCAAGACGCCGCUAGAGGUGCUUUUGCCUGGAAACCGAUGGUGGAAGGGUCCGUUUAUCACCUCGAGAUCCAUGGUCUGAAGCAUGGCAAAGGCAAUGGAGAAUUGGAAGUGGGCAUGGACAUGACCUUCAAUCUUGAAGACGCGCCGCAGCUGAACCCAGGAUCGCAAAACACCUUGAGUCAACUCGUCACGACAGGUAUGGGUCUCGAUGGAGGCUUGACAACUUGGCGAGUCCUUCUUCCAGAUGAUGUGGAGGGAGGUGCUUUUUCAUUGAAACUUGGUGCUGCAGAUAGUAUCAGUUGGAAGAGCAUCUCGCUGGCUGACGAAGAAACUGUUAUGACGGAGACACUUUUGUCUAUGUUUUCAUGGAGUGAAUGUGCUGAGAACUUUGACGGCGGGAUGGAAUCAAAGUUUAAAUGGCACGGAAAGCUUACUCACAAACGACUGUUCAACCCCCCCACAGGUUCCUUUGAGCCUCCAAAGGUGGACAAUUCCUUCGAGACAGAAUUUUCAGAAUGGGAGAAAAAACGAGAGAUGUGGGCCGUACCAGAUUGGCAAGGUUGGAGAAGACUUCUGCUCGUGGAUGGAAUAGCUGAAUGGAAAGGUGGCAUUCGAGACACAACGACUGCCGCCUGCGGAAGGUCGUCUCUCAAGGUUCGUGGAAGUCGAACUACGCCUGGUAAAGGGAUUGGAUCAGCGCCCGUGUGGCACUCCAACCCCAAGCAUCCCGGCAGUUACACAUAUGGGUCAUUUUAUGGAUUGAAUUAUCCAGGAGCCUUUUCGACGGGGCGCUACCUGUCCUUCUACUACAAAAUUCCUCUUGGGACUCAAGCAAAUCUGGUAUUGACAUUCGAUAAAGAGAAUACCAAUGAUGAACGAUGGAAUUUGAUGGAGAACACUGGGAGUCGCUGUUCCAUUCCGAUGACAUGGACAGCGGAGCGGGAAGAGCUUUGGGAUAUCCCGAAAUGCGGCGACUCGGGCCACAACUUCGAGGCGGACGACACUUGGCGCGAGGCAGUCAUCGACAUAAAGUCAAUGUUGGAAAGUGGCGGAUAUCCGACUGAGGUAGAACCUAAGAUUACGUAUCUGGAAUUUGCCUCUCCGAUGCAACCUGUUCUUGACAAGUGUAAAGGUAAUUACGGAAAAGGUUGUGACGAUAAGCCCAAUUCAAUUGAACCAGAUGUCUGUGGCAAUCAAAAUCCUGAGGAAGGGUUGCGAUUUCGGACCGAGAGGACCCUGGAUCUCAUUGGCGACUUCAACAUCGAUGAGAUAAGCUUCUCAAAGUCGCCCCGACAGAUGGUUCGGGUGGAAAACAACGUCCUUAAGCAGUUCCUAACUGAAGGGAAAGACUCAGUGCUAAACCUUCGCGUAAAGAAGUCCGAAGUCCGAUCCGGAAUUCCAAGACAAAUAGACAUCGAAGUUCAGUUUGCGGGAGGUUGCGGAUUGAGCAAAGCGUCCAAUAUUUCCAAACCGGUCGAACUCGUCGCAAACUUUGGGGACCUUGCAGGAAAUAAGAGUGCGAGCAUGGGGAUCCUGGCAACUUCGAGCUCGACGGCUUUGAGAGACGUUGAGGUGAGGCUUAUCGGCCCUUCCACAGGAGGGUCAAACAUCACCGCAACAUUGCCAAUUGCAGGCUCACCCACAGAUUGGAAAAAAGCACUCGAUGCACUGCAUGUCGGUCUGAAUGUCGAGGUCAGGGAGAACACUCGUCAUCAAGAAUCUUGUCAAGUUUCCCGUGUCAUUGAGUGGGGAAGAACCGUGACUCUUCAAAGUGAUAACACCACUGUGGCCGAUGAUCUUGCUUUCGGUAACGCAGCAGUUCCAGGAUCUCAAUGGGACUCUGGGGUAAGCGUCGCCGUCAUAAAUGAAGGCAUCAUCGAAAACGAUGUCAUCUCUGUCAGAGACGGAGGCAUGUUUUUGCCCUCUUCCAUGCCAAGUGUUUCCGUGCGCCACCCAAGCGGAUCAGUUGUGCGUUGCUCUCCCCAUGCGACUGCUGAUGAAAUGUGCGAUUUCGACAUGGCCAGCCUCACGAACCUGACAAGGUCCCAAAGCAAGCGCAGACGACGUGAUUUGCUCGGUGUAGGCUCCAGUGAUUCACCGGAUACCCCACAAUCACCUCGCAGACAUAUUUCCAGUACACGCGGCGGCUUUACAACGAGCAUUGGAGAAAAUUCUCGCAAAUUUCAUCGUGAGAUGCACGGUCCCCCCAAUAUUUUGAAAGAAGCUGACCUCCUCGGCAUGAAAGCAGUCAUGCCUAGGCUGGACAGCCACUCCCCUUGGUCAGGCAGAACACACGAUUACGGUUAUCUUAGGAAGCAAGUGACGCACCAUAAAACCUUGCGUCGUUCGCUUCUUUCGACUUCCACUGAGACCAUGUCGGGGAACUUCUCCGAUCCAGCGACUUGGAACGGCACAUCCCCUAAUUGGACAAAUAUUGACAUACUUUACAUUCCUUCGAAUACUACCGUGGUCCUGGAUGAAAGCGUUUAUAUUCGCUUCUGGGUUAUUGAGGGCACCCUCAUAGUCAGCGAUACGAAGAAUAUUACUAUGGAGGCGCAGGCUGUGAUUGUGCACGGUGAGGAUGGCAAACUUUUAGUCGGGAACGAGUCUGACCCAUUCACACACAAUUUUGAUCUCUUGCUUCACGGAUCUUGGCAAGAUUUGACGUUGCCAAAAUUCGGCAUCAAGACGUUGGCUAUGACGGAUGGAGAAAUCGUUUUACACGGCAAGCCUGUCACGCCAACUUGGAGUCUUCUCAAUCAUACAGCCAAAAGAGGAGAUUCCUCGAUUGUUGUCAAGGAUGUCACCAAUUGGAAGGCGGGAGACAAAAUCGUCAUCGCAGGGGCUUCAAGAAGCGAAGGUAAUUGUAGGAUAAAUCGCGAUGAUCGAUGCCAGUCAGAGGAGAGAUUCAUUACCUCAAUUGUCAACCACGACGGAGAUGGCUUGUGUACUGUCCAUCUCUCAGAACCUUUGAACCAUACUCACCUUGGAAUAACCCACAGCAGUCACGGUCAUUCGAUAGAAAUGCGAGCUGAGGUGAUAAAUUUGUCUCGGAACGUUCGUGUGAGGGGUACAUCUGACAUACCGAGCUUUGGUUCUCACAUCAUGACUCUAUCUGGCAAGCUGAUAUUGAAAUACUUUGAAACAACUUAUGCUGGGCAGGCAUUUCAGCUUGGCCGAUACGCCGUACAUAUUCACACGGUUGGACAGCCAUCCCAGAAAAAGAAUGGCGGAAGUGAUCAGUCAGGCUCUUUCAUCUACGGCAAUGCGAUACAUCAUUCCUUCAAUCGCGCUUUGACUGCACAUGCCUGCCACAACCUUACAGUCACUCGCAACGUCGCGUACAACGUACUUGGGCACCAAUUUUUCAUCGAAGAUGGCGUAGAGACUAGGAACAAGUAUACUGAAAAUGUUGGGCUGAUGGCGCAUCAAUCGUUUUCGUCGCUUAACGUCGAUCAAACACCUGCGAACUUCUGGAUAACGAACCCAAACAAUGACUUUGUCGGCAAUAGAGCUGCUGGUUCUGCUGGAUUUGGUUUUUGGUUUGAUACGUUUACACAUCCGUCAGGUCCAUCUUCGGAUUCAUCGGUUUGGUCGAAGCACGCACCUCUCGGAGCAUUCGAUAACAACACGGCGCACUCGUGUAGCAUGGAUGGGUUCUGGAUCGAUCGGGUGGAUCCACGGGAGAAAGAAAUACCGGAUGGCAAGCGGGUCACUGGAACACUAAUGCGCUGCGAGGCCUGGCUCAAUGGUGCUCUUGGUAUCGGCUUAGUAACUGGAAACGGCCAUCUUCAUGUAAUCGAUGCCAAGGUUGCAUCCAAUGGAGAGGGUGGAAUCGGUUACAUCAAGAACCAGGCAGACCGAUGGUGGAGCAAGAGUGACCCAAAUGCACCAGUCGUCCUUCGGCCUGUCAUAUUCGGCGAUGGUCCAUACGGUGGUGGGGGUAUUGGAUUCGGUGCUCCCUUCGGUGGCUGGACGUCAGUCGUAGAUGCCGUUUUUAUUGGCUUUGGCGAACGAGCACCGAUCGCGGCCUGUCUUCCGAGUGCAUGCAAGCCGUUCAAAGCAGGACACGAGUCUCGAUGGUACAAUACGACAUUCCUAGGGCAAACUGGACCAAAAGUCAUAUGGAGAGAUACGUUUGCAGAUAAUAUUCUGUAUGACGCAGACGGUACCAUUUCUGGAACUUAUCCAAAGAGUUCGUGGAUUCAUAAUACAGCCAAUGGUACUCUCGGAUAUUUCGACCCCGACGCAUGCCGCCUGGAUACUGGCACUGCGGGGAUUGUCUGCGAUCCGGCCAAAGUGAGCCUUCGAGUGUUUAACGUGUAUGACCAUUCAGGCUUGAAUGGACGACGAGGAUUAGGCUUCAUCAUAAAGACAAAGUUCGGGAAGGCUGCGGUGCCAUUUUUCCAUUAUAACCACGCGGAACGACGCUGGAACGUGCAAUUCACCGUGAUGAUGACGAAUAAAACGAAUUCUCUGCCGAUUGUGCAUGAAAUCAAUGUCAACGCUAAAGGAUUCGAUGACCCAGAGCUUCGUGGUUGGUCAGGUUCGUCGCAUUUGCGCGAUGCCCUCAUGGACGAAUGGGCGGUUUUCCGUUUCCCUACCCUCACCUUACCAGAUUCAAUCUCUACGAAGGUGUCGGGCAUUCGCAAGGAGACCUCAGGUGCCUCAGGUUUAGGGUAUUGGACCCCAAGUCUCGUAUCUCAGAACUCAUAUAACAAGACAUCCGUUGAGACGUUCCAGAUGGAACCUUGGGGUGGCUUUACCAGCACCGAUCACGUUGCAGGGGAUUGGGUGUAUUUGCCAAAUCAGACGGAUGCCGACAACAAAGGAAACGGAGGAUAUUUUGACAUGCUCCUCUCUGGUGCCAUCCUCCCGAAAGUGGCAGGUCGAAGGGGUGGAGCAAAUCCGCCCACGCCGCCAUACCGAAACAUGCCGUACAGUCUGGAAUGCGAGUCUGAUCGCGCUGACAUCAGUGGCAUAGUUGCCACUCGUGGUAAAGGAUGUUUUUUCAAACCAGACGAAGGUAUCACGAUGUUACGGAUCCAUUCAUACGGUCCAGUUACGCCCUCGAGGACAAAACCGGAUUUCGCAGACAAAUGCUUUCGAGAGUGCGAUCUACGCGCCGACUGUCGAGGAAUCGUGUCUGAUUCAGCAUGGAGUUCUAGCUCUAGGCCAUGGGAGGAUUGGAAAGCCUGGGAUGGCAGCAGAGAAAUACAUGGACGCAGUUAUUGUCACAUAAUUCUCGGCGAGCUGAAGGGAACAUUUCAAGAGCUGUGGUCACAACAAAUUCCAUGGCCCCAUGGAAGUACAGCACCAAGAGGUCAAUUUCCCUAUCGUCGCAUUUUCCGCCGAAACUCACGGGGGGUAAAGAAGAAUUCCGCAGGUGACUUGAUGUAUGGCCAUGACCCCUCUCUGCCUAUCUGCGAUGAUCGUUUAUGCGAUAAAUCCCCCAAAAUGAAAUAUCCAUUUGGUAGAGCUGAUUGUGAUCCAAAGAUGCCAGAAAGGAACUGUUUAACGCCAGCAAUGAACUGUGUUGGUGGAGAUGUAAAUGCUCCAAAAUUUACCUUGAGUGAAUCAAAAACCUUUUCUUGGUGCGACACGAACGCUGAUGCCGAGUGGACACCUCCCCAAGAUGGAGAUGAUGCAAUCAUCAAACCAGGGUGGACAGUAACGCUCGAUGCUGAUUGUCCGGCGACAGCUAAUUUAAGAUGGCUCGAUAUAUACGGUACUUUGAAGUUUGUUGGCUCUUCGUGGGCGAAACCCAACCUGAAAGUUAGCGCACAAUCAAUCUUGAUAGCGCCAAAAUCUGGUCGUAUGGAGGCUGGAUCAGUGGACAGCCCGUUUACAGAUGGAACGGUCACAAUUGAACUCACCGGGCACCGGAAAGGACUGGCACGUACUGCUACCCAUCUCUCUGAAGGAGCGCUGAGGAAAUACAUGAUGGUGCUGGGUACCCUGAGUUUGCAUGGCACCCCUCGUGUCGCAACUUGGUUGAGACUCGCUGAGGAUGCGCAAGCUGGAGCAAGUACAGUCGUGGUGGACGCCUCCUCGGGCUCGUCGAAAUUUACAGAUGAACCUCCGUCCACUACAAGCAUGACUGAAACAUUUAUGGGUGAACGAGUCGUGAUUUCGAGCUCUUCCCGAAACUGGACAGGGCAUGAGAUUGUCUCCGUAACCGCUGUCGAAAAAGUUUCAUCUGAUGAUGAAAUGGACUCGCGUUAUCGGUUGACUCUCUCCGAGCCUCUAUUAAGAGCACACCUUGGCCCAGGUGAUCGAUAUUCCUUCCGUCGAGGUUUGCCUGGCACCGAGUUGGGUGUACUGGGCGAUAAAUCAACUGUGAGAGUGGUUGGCGCAGAUGUGUACACUUCGAACAAACAAUCUCUUACCGGAUCAUUAGACGUUGAAGAACUCGGAGCUGCAAUACACGUUGUCCGAGCGCGGUUUUCCCGAAGUAUAUCCAAAGUAUCCAAAGAGGCAAGGGCCUGUGCAGCUCAAAAGAUACAGGGACAAGCACUUAUUUCGCACGUCAAAUUCGAAAACUGUGGUCAGCGCAGAACGAGUAGCUGCUUGAAAAUAAGCGGUAAUUACAACAGAGCUGACAUCAAGGUUGAAAAACCCUAUGAUGGUGCAGAGAGCUACGUCCACGAUUCGAUUUUUGUCACAAACUUCGGAUCUGCGAUUGAUUUUGUUGGUAAAGGAAUGACUGUGAAGAAUAACUUUGUUUUCAACACAACUUCGGACGCUGGAGCGAUAACAAUGAGCGGGCAACAUAAUCAGCUUGUGUCCAACAAUAUUGUGUUUGUGAAAGAUGAUGCCAAAGAUUAUUUUCAUGAUACUGGCGCGCAUGGAAUAAAACUUUCUUUCAAAGUCGGCAAAACCGUUUCAAGCUACCCAGAGGCAAAGUUUUUGAAGAACUCCGUGAGCGGCGUACAGUACACUGGCAUUGCAUCGAGUGGCAUCCAUCAUAGCUCGGUAAACGAUCCUGAGAUUCGUCGACGACUCGGCAAUAACAUUAUACACGCUGUAGACUUCCAAGGCGUCAAAAUGAUGACAGGCGCCUAUGUUGGAUAUACUGUGUACAGCGUAGCGGGUUAUGGCAUGCUCACCUAUGGGGGUGGCCAGUCGAUAUUUGCAUCAGGAAAUAGGAUUCAUGAUGUCAACAUAGGCGUCACAGGUUGGAUAACUGCUGGAAGCGCAUUUGCUCAUGUAUGUCGCAGUAACAUUCAUCUUAAGGUGAGCAAUAUGACCUUUACUGCCGACCCGAAUCGGUGUGGUCAGGUGGGCAUAUCUGCAGCAGCAUUUUACGGUUCCACAGAACCCCGUCGCCCCAAUCAGAUUAGCAAUUCACCAUCUCUCUGCGGCGGGACGGUCAUUCACGACACAGAGUUUGCGAACUUCACUAGUUGCAACUUUGCAAUCGAGAACUCGCCCAUGAACGGCAAGGGUCCCAUUUUACUCUUUCAUGACGACACUGCAGAUAUCGAAACGAAGAAUCUCGUGUUUCCUGGUACAGAAGAAGCUAGCAGAGUGAGAAUGUAUGCCUCCCCACUAAGCUCGGCAGGUACAGUGCAGAGCCGAACAUGCGCCCAAAUAGCGUGUGAUGGUAAACGUAACUCUCUUAUCAGAGACCUUGAUGGCACACUUGUCGGGGGGAUCGGUGGCACCGUUGUUGCAAAGAGCAACGAGUUGCGCUGGAACAGCACAUUACGAUAUACAGACGCCCAACGCAAGACUAUGGCAGAUCUCAUUCCAUCUAAUGCAUUUUACCCUAAAGAAGCAGCGGGUUUCUCAAAAGAUGAAGUACCGCUAAGUGCCUCCAGGCUAUACGAUUAUCCAGGAACCUUACGCGAAGGAUGCAUAGAGGUGAAUGGCUGGAACGCAUACAAGUGCGAAGGUGGGAAGCAGCGACGAAUAACGUUUGAAUCUUUGGAUGCAGACGCUAUGUCUCGACGCAUAUUUCCACUCGCCCUCAAUGUGUACUCUAAGCAGGGUCACAGUGCUAUUAAUGACAAUCUCAAUAAUGCGCGGGCAGUAAGUCUUUACACAGGCCCGAUGAUGUAUGGACGCGGAUGGAACAAAAAAGUUCAGCGAUGGACUCAAGGGCAUCUGACAGGAAAUGUCGGAAGCUCUCAUGAUUUAUACCUCAGCGCGACCAAUCCGAAAAAAAUUCGAUUGCGCCUGCGACAUAGUAGACCUGAUGAAGCGGUGCACAUUCGGGUUUACUACGGGAUAUCCAAUCGCGUGGAUGCAUACGUGGAUGGCAAGUUAGUGGAGCCACUUGCCAGUGUGACUUUUGAGUCGAUGCGGAACGGACUUUCUCCUCCAAAUUUGGAUCCCACGAAUAUAUCAUACACCCAUGGAGCAAAUUAUUACAACCGGUUGACAGGAUUCGCAGAGGUAAUUCUUCGUGGUCCUCGAGCAGUCGAUCUGGUCAUCAGUGAAGUCAUCGAACUCAAGAUCGGCCUCGCCGUAACUGAAGAGGAGUUCUUCGAUAAGACUGGAACCGACGGUCUCGUCAGAAAUAUCGCCCUGCUCAUGGGCAUUCCAGCAUCCAGAAUAAUGAUUGUCGGCGUUGGAAGUGCGCAAGGCAAUAUUGACAGUAGGCGCCGGCUCCAAGAAAAUCAAGGCAUCGAGCUGCAGAUCGCGAUUGACCCUGAGGUGAUCGAUACGGUGACAGUCCCUCCCGGUGAGGUUGACGACGACGAGGUCGACGAUGACUCGACAGUUGUCGAGAGUUAUGAAGAUGAAGAUGCUGUUACAGCCGAUGCUGGGAUGUCUGCAUCUCAGGAUGCUGAGACUGAGACUAUGUCAGCGGAAAUUCUUGAAAGUAACAUGCUUGCAUCUACUCAACAACAGACAGAGCUAGCUAACUUAACUUCGACGCUCAGCACAAUAAGCGCUUUUGAUAUUCUGAAUGGUACCAUCGCCAGCGAGAAUAUUGCAAACAUGACGCUUAUAAAUUCGGCUGAGUCGACCAUUCCUAUCCAUUGGGAGUGUGAAGCUUCAAAGUACAACUCAACCGAUGGAUGCGAUUGUGACUGCGGCGCUUGGGAUCCUGAUUGCGGUGAAGAGGUCCCGAAGUUCUCUGGAACCUUCUCAGAUCAAUGCAUCGCGCCUGAUGACCUGCAUAAUAUGACUGCAAUAGCUGAGCACUGUGCUGAAUUCGGCACGUGUGACUUUAUUUUCACAGACGGGACAGGUCUCGAUGAUGAAAAUCCAUCCGCGCAGAGACACACAAUUUUGGAGGACUUGCUGGAUUCUCACGUGAUAAAGACGUCGUGUCGUCAUAUGCCGCACAGCGGAGAUUUCGGAAAGCUAAACUUAACAGAAGGGAGGUGCACGGUAUAUGCUGAACCAAAAACUUUCAACAUGCGGGUCAAUGCCCCGCCAGGGACACAAGCAGGCGUUUCGAGUGCUGUGAUGGUGACUGAUUCCCUGAUAUCUGCCGACACCGAAACUGGAAGGCCCAGGGUCGAUUCCGUGGAACCGAAUGUUGGAUCGCUCUUAGGUGGCACCCUACUUACUAUAAGGGGCGCUAACCUGAUGCCCUCUCAGCCGCCUGGCAAGGCUGUGAACAUUUCCGAACCGCUCUCACCUCUCGUGAGUGUCAACAUCGGGCAACGAGACGGACCAAGGUGUGCAGUCGAUCCCUUACUAAGCAGUGCCACAGCCCUCAUUUGUCUCGUGCCGCCAGCGGCAUCUGCCGCACACGCACGGAUGAUCAGACGAGGUACUGUGGUGAACCAAGGGACGUGUGGUACCGCCUCAGACGAAGUAUAUGUGAAGAUUCUCAAUGAAGGGGGCGCUGUUAGCGACCCGACUUGGAACAACGGCCUAUGCGCAAAAACCGAACAUGCAAAUACGUGCACAUUUAGGCAGACGCUCGGCACCACGUCAAGGCUCAGGGAUGUGACCCCUAUGCGAGCUGCGCCCGGUGAAACAGUAGUUGUUCGAGGAAAGACGUGCUUUGCAGAUACAGUCAAUUUGUCAGAUGCUGAUGUGGAUGGGUCAAUCACAGCUGUUUUCGACCCGAACACCUACGUUCUGCACGAUCCGGUGCGUUUACCAGGCCUGGCUCGCGUGACCAGAGCCGUCCUCGGCGAAUUCAUAGAUUGUCAGCUCCGCGAAACAAACUUGGAUGCUGGCAACACACUCGUCGAUCGCGUGCGCGGCACAUCCCGUCAUUUGCGCGCUGCUGGAGGUCUAUAUCCUAAUGGUGUGCUCGUCGAGCAUGAGGUGAAGUGCAACGAAUUCAACGUCAACGAUUGCGACUGCGCGGACGCGUGGUUCGAAUGUCGAAUCCCGAAGGACAUACCUGCGGGCGCCUAUCCGAUGGAUCUUGUGCUUGGAAGCGGACAGUCGCAAGCCAUCGCGGGUUCCGGACGCGCCCUGUUCGAGCCUUUUGGCGGUGUCGAGUGGUCUCCGGAGCUCGGGACGGCGUAUGCGCUGGAAAUUGCCCCGACGAUGACCAGCAUCGCUGUGGCGGACGGAUCCCCAGGGACCUUGGUGAUUUCUGGUCACUUCCUGGAUCAAGUCCGGGACGUUACACUUGGCGAGCGAGUCGACGGAUCCCUCGGUACCGACUGCGUCGUUGAUCCCGGAAGGUCAAACGAUACCACCCUUGUCUGCGACGCAGGUAAACAAAUUGCCGAACUUGCUGCCCCUGAAAACAGUGUCAAAAACCCUGACGAGUUGGCCACCUGGUCAAUGGGUGCCUCCUCUGUGAUGUCUGGCUCUCACGCGCCCUACAUGGGCAGCGGCGGCAUCAAGGUGCAAGCGUUAACUCUAGCUUCCCCGGUGGCCUCCCUGCAAAAUCUCGACGCUGUUUACGACGCUGUUUCUGAGGCGGGCGCUUCAUCGACGCUGGCUGAAUCUAUAUCCCGCAAUACUUCGAAUGAUCGCGUCGAACGAUUCGUGGGCGCGUUCAUCCCACCACCAUCGGGUGGUGUGCAUCGCUUUCUUUUCUCUGGAAUCUCCGGGGUGUCUGACGUGCGGCUCAGCCUGGCUGGCAAUGAUGUGACUGUCACCGCAGUGAGCGAGAUUGGCGCGGACUUGUUUGCCUCCGAAAGCAUCCGGGCAACGCCGGGUUCGCCGAUCCCCUUCGUUGCCCACGCUAAAUCGACCAUUUCCGAAAGCAGCCGCAUAGACGUUGGUCUAGAGACGACUUGGACCUUCGCUCAGCUUUUGUCAGCUCGCUCUGGUAGUGAUGGACAGCUCAGCGUCGCGGAUGGGAGCGCUGCUGAACCGACAAGGCAUCUAUUCUCGUUUUCUCACAACGACAAUGCGAGGGAAAGGUUUACCUUUACACUACCGACGUCGCCUGGAGGAACGUUCAAGCUUGAGGCAAUGGACCAGCGUAAGACCCGAGCAAUUCCCCAAGACGCGUCUGUCGCAGAAAUCAAGGAUGCCAUAGAGGAUCUCUUUGCUUGGGCGACGUGCACGCCCGAUGGUCGCACAAUGGAUGCAUUCGAACCCGACGGUGGCGGCGCGCUCGCACUUGCAGCGUCGGAAGGCGCUCCUGGUUGGCGUGGCGCCGCUAUUGUGGAUCCGACAACGGCGAUGUGCGGGCGCGGGUCCCUGCGUGUUGACGGUGUCGCGACAAUGUCGAGCCGAGGGGCAGUUCCAAGACGGAAGUUUCCAUCUCCGAUGAGCACAUCUGGCUCCGGCCGGUAUUUAUCCUUUGGAUACAAGAUCCCUGCUGACGCGCGCGCUCACGUCCUCCUCCACUUCGCCUCCGCAGUCGUCGGCAGCUCAAAUAAAUGUUCAAUUCCGUUGAAUUGGGACAUUGUGGACGAAGACGCAUGGCACGUUCCUACGUGCUUGGGCCUACUCCCUCCUUCAGUUUUCGCAGACAAUACCUGGCGAUUCCUCGAGGUGGACCUCUCAAGCAUUAAAAAUGUCGGCACCACGACCGCCGCAAAACUUGUCUCGAUGUCGUUUGAGGCUCCCGUGAAUCCAAUGUUUGACGCGGAGACGUGCCCAAGCGCGAUGGAGCUCUCCGCUGCUGGCAGCGAAAACAGGAUGUUGCAUGGCAUAUUCUGGAUCGAUGAAGUCAGCAUCGGAGACACUCCUCGAAACCUGGUCCGAACACCAUCGAAGGUGCACGGUCUCGUCGAAGGGCAAAGUGCUUUGAUAAAUCUUGCGGUAGAGCGCUCAGCAGGAGGAGACGACGUGACUAUUCAGCUUCAGCGGGUGGGCGGAUGUGGCGGAUCAGGCGCGAACUAUUCUGACUGGAAAGGAAUUUUCUCCGGCUUGUCUAGCACGACACCUAUGGGCCUAUACAUAGACAAAACCGAUCUCGCCGGCGGGAACAGUGGCAAGGAGAUUGUAUACGGAAGCAACAUCCUCAGCACGGAAUUCUACCCCGACUUCAAAGUAAAACUGGCCGGUCCUUCCUUCAACGUCUCGGGUGUUGAAUCCGCAUCAAUGAAUCCACUCGACACGUUUGCAGAUAUUAAAGCAAAGCUAGACGCCCUGCACACUGGACUCGAUGUCGCCGUGUCCGCGCAAAACGUCGAGGAUAUCCCGACUGGUGAAGUAUUUUGCUCAGCGCGACGAUUCAUGAUUAAUUGGCGGGCGCCUCUCGCUUUGAAGGCCGGGUUAAUGCCAGCAACGGACGCCGUCACAGACGGUGUUUCGAUUGUGGAGAGCGAAGGUGCAAUUUCAUGGAAUGUCAUCACAAAGAUGAUUGAAUUGCACGGAGUUCCCGGCGUGAUCACCAGACGAAUCCAUGACGCGUCAAGACUCUUUUCAGCACCUGCGGCUCACCCAAAAGUCAACGCUCGCGAUGCGUCUGGUCGCUUUCUCCGUUGCGCCGGCCCCGCUUCGGCCUCGUGUACGACGAACCUGACGGAGAUCGUCGCGGCGCCCAAGGUGAAUUUGCCGGCAGGCCGCCGCCGCAGCCUGCUCGCCUCCGCCGACACUAGAUUCCCCUCAAAGCCGGCAACUUCGUGGACUAAUUUGGAAGCCUCCAACCUCCUUGACCUGAAUUCGCUUCGCGUGGCAACACCUGGCAGCAAUACACUUGCGCAAGGUCGGAAGUUGCUCGGUCUUCAGCCGGGCGACGGCCUCGUGCACCGAUGGAGCGACAUCACCGUCUGGACUGAUGGUGUCUACCCUUCCCCGGCGACGACAGAUGUCGUGUAUGUCCCCCCGGGCACAACCCUUGCGGUGGACGUCGCACGAGCGGAUGUUCGGUUCUGGAUCGUGGACGGUACACUCACCGUACCCCCGGAUGCCCCUGACGAGGUCGUCAUUGCGGCGGAAUCAAUUAUGGUGAACGGGGGAAAGCUGCGUGUCGGGGGAGAAUUCGCAACGCAUCCAAAGAAAAAGACCGUGACGUUUGAGCUGCGCGGUGAACGUGGCAGUGUUUCCAUCGCCGGUGCGGGACCCCGAUCGAUAGUUGCCAUUGAUGGCGAGGUUUUACUCCGGGGUCAUGCCGCUGCGACUGAGUGGUCCACGCUAGCGAACGUCGCUGCGGUUGGUGAUGAGCAUGUCGAUGUCCUCACUGCAUCUCUUGAUGGAUGGGACGUCGGUGACGAGAUCAUAAUUUCUGGCACAACCUUUGGUGGCGAUGCUUCAACGCACGAGACCAGGUACAUAUCAAGCAUCCACGAGAAUCAUGGAGAGUGUUCGCAGUUCUCCGUCGUUCCGUGUCAGAGCUACGCGCGCGUCAAUUUCACUGAUGCAGAUGGCAAACCGGCACCAUUAAAUUUCACGCACGUUUCAAAAACGCACACAAGUCAGUCGAAACAGAUCGAUGCUCGAGCCGUUGUCGCGAGACUGACCCGUAAUGUCCGAGUUGUGGGCGUCGAAUCGACCAGCAAUAGAUUCGGCGCCGCCGUGGCCAUCCAGCGCGGGUCCGCGCGCAUUUCCGGAGUUGAGUUUACACGUGCGGGUCAGUCGUCUGCAGCCGGUAAUCCAUCAAUCGGACCGAGGCACCCAAUUUCUCUAUUCGGCGACUCCAUCGACCCUACAAGUUACAUCAAGGGAUGCUCGGUACACAGGGCUUGGAAUCGCGGCAUUGUUGUUUUGUCAUCCGCCGCAGUAUCCAUCUCUGACAACGUCAUCUUCGACACGCAUGGCCACUCGUACCACGUAGCAACAUCCCCUGGAUCAUUAAUUCCGCCUGCAUCAAACAUACUCCGCAACGUUGGGAUCUUCACUCAAGCACAUGGAUCGGGCCUUCCUUCCGAUUCAACCCCUGCAGUGUUCAGGCUGAACCCCGGUACUGGAAUCGUGAGCGGUAACCGCGCGUGCGGUUCGGAGAGUCAUGGAUUUUGGAUCGGCUUUGACGUGUUGGACGUAGGAGCUGGUGACCCAAAGUUUACUUCCGCCGUGGCGCCUGGCGCAUUUGACAAUAACGAGGCCGAUACAUCCGCAGGUGCCGGAUUUUUCGUGUCUCAGUUGGAUCCCCGUGCCGAUGGCGAUAUACCAGGUGCAAGAAUCGCGACAACAUUGGCAAGCUGCAUCGCCUGGGGUAACGCCGAGGGUGGGGUGAUGGUUGGCUCGGACGUUGGUCACCUCCAGAUUAUUCACAGUAAGUUUCUUGCGAACGGACGCGCGCACGUCAACUACUUGUCCCCACCGCAUGCUGACCGCUGGUGGUCAGCUUCAAACCCGAAUGCGCCGGUGAUCAAUGGUUGUCUCUUCUUCGGCGACGGUUUCGAUGCCUUGAAUCUGAAAGGAACACCCACAGGUGUGGACAAUCGCGCAAACAUGUGCUCUGGGGGCAACGGCGUGAACGGCUUUGCCGGUGCGUGCGCAAUUGCGGGACCCGCAGGCGGGUGGGUCACAGUAAAUGAUGCAAUGUUUCUGUCGUAUUCCGUGCCUCCAAUUCGAUCCUGUGGUGAGGGCUGCGCAAAUUCCGGCGAUGGUGGAUACGAAAUUCGAUUCCGCGGCGCAGAUUUCACUGAUUCGUCUGACGUACGGGUUUACUUCACCACGAACGGCCUGAAAGACAACAUCGUUUUCGACGCGGACGGGACCCUGUGCGACGUGGAUUCACUGAACAUUCUACAUUCUCUGUCUGGGGUGCCAGCUUGGAUCGUUCCAUUCCGUUCCAGCAACAGUCUGUCGCCUGAUGUCUCCCAGCUUUUGUCGCUUGACGAUGCAUAUGACUCGGUAAAUAUCCCAAUCGAUAUGCCGGAUCCGAUAAACUGCGUGAUUGACACUGGCACUACUGGCGGCAUCGUGUGCGAUGGCACCAAAGUUAUCCUUCGCACGCUUGCGCUGUCGUCCGUCGUCCUCAGGGCAGGACAACACGGAAUUGAGGACGAACCAUCCGCAGGUAUUGCAAAGAUCCACGGUACCAACGUCAUUGGCGAAGGCCACGCGUGGGUAUCAGCUGCACACGCGCGCUACGACGCGGUGGGUCGAUCGAAUGUCUGGCGCUUCAUUCUCAAUGUCGCGCGCCAGGCGGACUCUGCAACACUACGACGCGUGUCACUUUCGUUUCUUCCGAUGAAUUUUCCAGCUGCAGGGACCGUCGCAACUGCAACAAGCAAUGUGAUUGAGUGGAUUGGCGAGAUGCGGGAGAUGCGCGAAAUUGACGGGAUCGAACUACGCAUGCCCCUGCGAUAUUCAAGUGAUGCUGCAGAGGUGGUACCCAAGGGAAUCGGCACACGUUCGUACUCAUCCGGCGUCGCUCAAUUUGAAAGCGUGAAUGCUUCUGUCGACGCAGGGGCUUGGUUCAUUGAGCGACACGACGAUUUCUUGUACAACUCGACAGGUAUAUAUAAUUCAACGGAUAACUCAACGACGACCAUCGAUGAUGGCACGAUUGUAGCCACGAUUGGCAUGGCGUUGUCCGGAAAAGUGGGAUCAACCACUGGACCGUUUGAAGGGCCGCUGAUGUGCCAGGAUUUUGCUGGCAAUGCGACGGCCGCAUGCCGCGUGAAACCCAUGGCGCGUAUUUACGGCUCUGACAUGGAUAUUCCCGGUGUAAACAGCCUCGAGGGGUGCCUUGAGUCGUGUCGUGUGCGAUCAUUUGCAACUGUUUCUGAGGGACUUUUAGACUGCGUCGGCGUCGAAUGGUUUGGAGGCGAAGGCAGGUGCGUCAUUCUGGUAGAUGUCGGCGGUGCCAGGUCAUUUGGUGGCGGCGCGGUCAGGGCAACGAGUGGCGAGACAUUCGUCGAGCACUUCACCGGAGCUGUGGUUUAUCGACGCCGCAUCCCAGCAGCGCAGAAUACCAAUUCUGCAGGCGAGAUCAUGGCGGGCAUCUCUGACAGUUUACCUAUCUGCGAACAAAGUAUGGAUGCAUCGUGCGAGACUGGAGCGAGGCAGCAUUACGCGUUCAAGUCGAUGUGGGCGUUCAACUCCCCUCCUCCUCCGGCUCCGGUCUCCCCUCCUCCUCCUCCUCCGGCUCCGGUCUCCCCUCCUCCUCCGGCUCCGGUGCCCCCAAGACCAGCUGGUCCGUCGCAUCCCCCUCCGCCCCCCGUGGAAAAACUUCCGCCCCCUUCGCCCGACGUGGAAGAACUUAGGGAAAAGGCAGAGGCUUCCCGCGACGCCCUCAUAAACACGAUUAUGGAUCCCAAGGCCAAGAAAAAGGCGGGGAUCCUCGCUGAUGCCGCUCUUACUGGUGUCAUGGUGACCAAGAUCGAGGUGCUUGCCACUGCAGAGAACGGAGAUUUGGCCUGCAAUUUCGUCCUCCAGAGCUCGGGUAUUGACGCCAGGCUUGCGGUGUGUGAAGCGGCAAUGGCGACCUCUGUCUCACGGCGUCUCCUAUCGGUCCCAAAUUUCAUUUUCGAUAUCGAUCUGAUCACGAGUGUGGCGUCUGUCACUCGCGAGGAUAUCGAAACUGCAAUCGUCAAGCUGACAUCCUCAGGUUUGUCGCCGACUAUGUCAGAGUUGGAUCCUGUCGCCGAAUUAAAGUCGCUGCCUGGCGUCGACGAUGCUGCGGUGUCCCAAUUCGCCAAGGACGCUUACGACCUAAACCUGGUGUCUGGGACAGACGGCAGUGAUGGGUCGGCGGAGGUCAAUAUCAAUAUCAACGAAGGUGGGGGCAACGGGGACGACCCUGACGUGCUCAUCACCACCGUGGUUGGCGUCGGCGUCGCCGCGCUGGUAUGUUUCGGUGGAAUGUGUGCGUGCUAUGCGCGGCAUCGAACAAAUGCGAGAUUCCUCAUGGACCUCGACACCGUGAAGGAGUUGCUACCGAACAGUAUGCAGGACAAGUUGCUGACCGGGGAGCGUUCGUCUUCCCUUGGGUCGAGAAAGUCUUUCAGAAGCGAAUCGCUGAAACUAGUCGGGAUAAGUUCAGGCGCUCAGGAUCGUGCCCGCGACACGAUCAACGCCACCGCCGACUACCUGGACUCGCUCGAGAUGGAAGUGAGGCAACUGCGAUCUUUGUCCAUGCAAUACGGGUUCGAAGCAACCCGGUCCCAGCUGCAGAAAACGGGAGGCAACUCCACGACUGGAGUUGCGGGAGAGCCAUCAUUGCCUCGUGAAAACGAUGGUGUACAUACAAAGCAGAUAAGGAUAACUUUCGCCGAUGGAGAUGUGAUGGAUGUCCCUAACCCGAACGGCGCGGGCACCCCUUCUCGCUCCCUUUUCAAUGCCUUUGGUGCUUUUGGCCGAUGA
This is a messenger RNA of Micromonas commoda, 19338 nucleotides long. RefSeq lists its product with no specific name. The coding region runs from base 1 to 19338 and encodes 6445 amino acids. Lineage: Eukaryota; Viridiplantae; Chlorophyta; Mamiellophyceae; Mamiellales; Mamiellaceae. The transcript is spliced from 3 exons. The record is from RefSeq and is a predicted model, not a curated record.